CUACAACGUACCUACUGCUAGUUAACGGGCCGGACGCCCAGGGCGGGUCGGUCGGUUGAGCUUGUUGGGUGGGAGCUGACGCGCAGCCCGCCCCCGACAUGUGAUUGUCUCCUCCUCCUCUCCGUACCGCGUCGUGUCUGCAGCGUCUGCUGCUUCCAUGGCUGGCUCCGACUGCCACCGUCACUCACCACUGUCAGCCAGCCAGCCGGCCGCCGCGCGCUGUCCAACGACCGAGCGGCCAAGCCAUCUGCAGCCUCCGUCCAGCUUCACACCAUCUCGACACACUUGCCUUGCCAUGAGCCCAGCGAGAGGGGGUUGGAUGAGCGACUCUCCGCUGUCCGUCUGCCACCUCCCGCCUCCGUCCCCUCCCUGCCGUUGUCCAUUCUUCUCAUCUUCCUUCUCGUAAAUACUUCCUGCGUUCCGCCGCCUUGGGGGCCUAAACAUCAACGACCGCCACCUCCGUCCGUUCAACGGGCUGGCCCCGCCUUGUCGACAGACGUGUCGCCAACAGUCGCCAGCAGUGUUCAGAGAGUGAGAGAGUGAGAGACAGACAGACGGAGAGGAGAGAGAGGAAGAGAGUGAGAGAGAAAGAGAGGGAGACGACAAUGGCCCUGCUCAACCCCGUCUACGCCUUCAUGGUGCCGUUCCUCUUCAUCGUCACCGCCCCCCUCGCCCUCUUCGCCGGCAUCACAACCACCCUCGCCUUCUCCGUCCUCAUCCUGCGCGUCCUCAUUGUCUAUCUCGACAUCGCACUGUCUCUGGUCCCGUCUUACUUCAAGAGGCACCAGCACCAUCCUCACCCCCGCCACGACGGCGCCGCCGCCCCCCGAGGCGUCUCUCCCGCGGCCACGAGCAGCAGCGCCCACAGUGUCGCCGACUACGCCAGCCCGCCUACGCCCACCCAGCAGCAGGUCCCCUUGUUCAGGAGAAGGCGCCGUCGGCCCAGCAGCGCCACCAGCAUCGUGUCCGCGGGCUCGAGCACCCCGUCUGGCAACGUGGACGCGGGCCUGGGGCUCGUGCCCAGCGUCGGCGCUGAGCGCGACUUUGAGGGCAUCGGCGGCUGGCGCUCCGGCAAGGACGGCGAUGACGACGACGACAAUGCCUGGACCACCAUCAACUCGCGCUUCGAGUUCCCCUACGCCCGCAGUCAUCACAACCGCACCCCGUCCGGCGGUGCGUGGCCGCCAACCCCCGGCGACAGCGGCGUUCUCAUGAUGAAGUCGCGGCGCAGCGGCAGCCCCGACUCGCGCCACUCGAGCAAAGGCCCGGCCUCUCCCAACAGCUCGCGCGCGCGCACGCCGUCUGCAUCUCGCGUGGCAACCGCCAUCACCAUGGGUCACGGCGACAGCUACUUCCCCCUGGCCAUGUCGCCGGCUGCCUCCAAAAAGGUGCCGGGACAGCCCGCCUGAUUGGCCGGAUUCCGCGAUGCAACGUCUUUCGUCUCGCGACAUGACAUGGCAUGAUAUGACGUGUAAUGAUGUGUAUAGUAUCAGAGUCUCCUUUUGCUUGCAUCUGGUCAUGCCCGCCGCUGUUGGUGGCAUGAUGGGACCGGCGACCGUGACGAAAAUCGCGAGAGAAGAAAACGCAACCUUUGUGGUUCGGCGUGACAUGUCACAAAGUUGAAACCCACUUCUCGAGGCGGCGACUCUCGCCUGUCAGCGCUGCCACAAUUCAAUUUCAUUAUUCAUUGCCGACGGCGUUGCGUCGAUGGAUGACACAGAUGCACGCUCCCUUAACGCCUGGUAUCUGUAAGAAAGUAUACCAAUAAACGCCCCCCCUUCUCUCCAGGGCCUGUUCCGUCGCCAUCGCUCCGAAGCGUGAGUACCGGGCAGCCCUCUCAAGGGCGUAUCACAGGGUCUGCCAAAAAUAGUUUGCGUAAAAGAAGCGCGAGAACUUCUUGUCCAUAUUGACGACGUGGACAUCCCCCUUGCGGUC
This is a messenger RNA of Purpureocillium takamizusanense, 1935 nucleotides long. RefSeq lists its product as uncharacterized. The transcript has a single exon. The coding region runs from base 606 to 1409 and encodes 267 amino acids. NCBI's taxonomy places the organism in Eukaryota, Fungi, Ascomycota, Sordariomycetes, Hypocreales, Ophiocordycipitaceae. The record is from RefSeq and is a predicted model, not a curated record.